Messenger RNA from Paramuricea clavata, 342 nucleotides. The record is from the annotation of a GenBank genome assembly. NCBI's taxonomy places the organism in Eukaryota, Metazoa, Cnidaria, Anthozoa, Malacalcyonacea, Plexauridae.
AUGGCACUGUUCUUUUAUAACACUGGAACAAGUUUUUACAGAAUUGAAGACCCCUACUUGCUCUCUGCCAUUCAGCUAGCCUGCCCACAAGCAAAAUUGCCAACAAGUAAGCAACUGGCCAAUGAUAGUCCUGGUGGUCUUCUUCAAGAAUGUUAUGAAGAGGUUAAAGAUAAAGUGGACAGUUUACUCUCCAAACCUAACCAAUUCAUCUCCAUUACCAGUGAUGCUUGGUCAAAUAUUGCCAAUGAAUCUGUUGUCAACUACAUGGCUGUGUGUCCAAGUAAGUCACUUUCUCUGGCAUCAGUUAACCCUUUAAUGCACGAGGCACUUCCUAUGCAUUAA